This is a messenger RNA of Zingiber officinale, 1417 nucleotides long. RefSeq names its product alpha/beta hydrolase domain-containing protein 17C-like. The record is from RefSeq and is a predicted model, not a curated record. The transcript is spliced from 5 exons. The coding region runs from base 107 to 1210 and encodes 367 amino acids. NCBI's taxonomy places the organism in Eukaryota, Viridiplantae, Streptophyta, Magnoliopsida, Zingiberales, Zingiberaceae.
AUUUUAAGAUCGACUUUCCUUGUUCUCCUUGUUUUUUGGUAUUUGUCACUGCUUUUCACUGUAAAGGGAUCCGGCGGAAGGGAAGGGUGAAGAAGAAGUAGGAGCGAUGGGCGGCGUGGCGUCGUCGGUGGCCGCGAAGCUGGCCUUCUUUCCGCCUUCGCCGCCGUCGUAUGAGAUGGUGACGGACCCCACGACGGGGAUGCUGAGGUUGAGCCGCUUCCCCCACCGUGAGAACGUGGAGGUGCUCCGCCUCCCCACACGCCGAGGAACUCAGAUCGUUGCCGUGUACGUCCGGAAUCCCAUGGCGAGCUCCACGCUCCUCUACUCCCACGGAAACGCUGCCGACCUCGGCCAGAUGUACGAGCUCUUCCUCGAGCUCGGCAUCCACCUCCGCGUAAACCUCUUUGCAUAUGAUUAUUCUGGAUAUGGACAAUCUACUGGAAAGCCAAAUGAACAGAACACUUACGCCGAUAUAGAGGCUGCUUAUAAAUGCCUUGUAGAGCAAUAUGGUACUAAGGAGGAAGAGAUUAUAUUAUAUGGCCAAUCUGUUGGAAGCGGACCGACUGUCAAUUUGGCCACUCAACUACCUCGUUUGCGUGCUAUUGUUUUACAUAGUGCUAUACUAUCAGGUUUAAGAGUGAUGUAUCCAGUAAAGCGUACAUAUUGGUUUGACAUCUAUAAGAAUAUUGACAAAAUUCCCUUGGUCAAAUGCCCUGUACUAAUAAUCCAUGGACUAUCAGAUGAAGUCGUAGAUUGCUCUCAUGGCAAGAAACUAUGGGAGCUAUGCAAGGAGAAGUAUGAGCCACUUUGGCUCAAAGGUGGGAAGCAUUGUGAUCUAGAGCUUUUCCCUGACUACAUCAAACAUCUCAAAAAAUUUAUUUCCACCGUGGAGAAAUCACCUUCCCAAAGAAGCACCCCCCAAAUAAGUACAGAUAGGUUUGAGCCACCAAGGAAGAGCUCUGAUUGCUUUGAACCCUCGAGGAAGAGCUCUGAUUUCAGGGAGAAGCACAGGCUGAGUACAGAUAAGAUGAGAACUAAGGAUCGGAGAAGUGGCAACAUGGAUAAAAUGGGCAAAUUGAAGGCUUCAUUUGACCAGUUGGAGAAGUUCAGGAGAAGUGUGGAUCAUGUGGACAAGUCUAAGAAGAAUACUGAUCAGCUGGAUAAGGGACGGAAGAGUGUCGACCGAUUGGACAGAGUAUGGGCUGGCUAAUAAGUUCAACUGUUUGUAAAAUUUAAAUGUGGUUUUGUUGUAUCGAAAAUUUAAUCUGUGCUUCUUUGUGUUCACCAACCAUGUAGCUUAUUUGUAGUUGUCACAGAACAAUAGCUAGAGCUGGGACUGAAGAAAAUUGAUGUAGUGUUUUAGUACAUGAGCUAUAGUUAAAUCAAAUCCUUCCAUGAGAAUGGUAGACAUGCUUAA